Girardinichthys multiradiatus is the source of this 2489-nucleotide messenger RNA. RefSeq names its product eukaryotic translation initiation factor 2-alpha kinase 1 (gene eif2ak1). Bases 299 to 2302 code for a protein of 667 amino acids. The transcript has 15 exons. Gene Ontology annotation, biological process: protein phosphorylation. The record is from RefSeq and is a predicted model, not a curated record. NCBI's taxonomy places the organism in Eukaryota, Metazoa, Chordata, Actinopteri, Cyprinodontiformes, Goodeidae. Gene Ontology annotation, molecular function: ATP binding; protein kinase activity.
GUAUAUUUAAUUAAACUCUUGCGUUUUUAUUUGUUUCUUGUUUUGUAAAAUAGUUGGGAAGGAACAAGUUGUCUGGUUGAUAUAAUGCAGACUCUUUGUGACGGUUCCUUCAAACCGGCUGUUCUUCAAACAUGGCCGCCAGUUGACGGAGAGGGUGAGGGACUUUUCCCAAGCCUUUAAUUUUAGACACGUUCCUCCAUGUAAAGGUUUUAAAAACGAAAAUUUAUUCAUAGCCAUUGGCUAAAAUGAGGUUAGCUCUUGGGAAUUUGGUAGCAUUCUAGGAAAAUGUUUUAAUUUUAUGCUGUCGUUGUUCACGUUUAAAAUGUACAGUUCAACGCCGGACAACGGUCUGGUGCGUUCAGAGGAAUGUUCUGGUAGCGGUAGCAACCUGUUGGUCCACCGCAGCCUCAGAGCGGUCCGGAGACAACAGAGCUUGUUAAGUUUGGCGAGCGAAGAGGACGAAGACGUACAGUUUGACACUUCAGAUUCAGAGAGUAACUGUGAGCUGCUGAUGGCCGGCAGGCAUUACCCAUCCAUCCAAGAGUUUGCCUCAGCGAUCCCCAACCACCUUCUCCUCGGGUCCCUGCUGGAGCACCUCUGCUGCGUCUACGAGAGCAAUCCUGCACGCUCACGAAUGCUGUUUAAAGUAAUUGGGCAGCGUUUGGGAGCCAUGAACCUUCUCUCACCUUUGGCCAUAAGUGAUGAAUUCAGCACCAUCAGACUACAGCACAACCGAGCUUUCACUGAGCUGCUUAAUGCUGCCAGCGCCUCGCUCUGUCCACAGGGCCAACAAUGUCUUGGCACAAAUGCGCACAAUCCGGCUGCAAGGCCGAAGGAGGGACUGUUUCAAGCACAGACGUCACGCUAUCUUAGUGAGUUUGAAGAAAUCUGUCGGCUUGGAAAAGGAUCAUAUGGAAAUGUUUUUAAGGUUGUGAACAAACUAGACGGCCAGUAUUAUGCUGUGAAGAAAAUUCUCAUCAAAAGAGUCUCAAAGGAGGACUGCAUGAAGGUCCUUAGGGAAGUCAAAGUGUUAUCCAGCUUGCAGCAUGUAAAUAUUGUGGGCUAUCACACUGCAUGGAUGGAACAUGUUCAACCAGCGGCCUAUCCUGAGUCACACCUUCCCGCUCUGGAAUCACCUGGACAAAAAGAGGGUUUUGACGACAGCCUUGACAACAGUAGCACCAGCUCUUCUAUAGUUUUCCAAAGCCGUAGUCAAGCAGAGACAGGUGCUGAUUCAAGUGCAAAAGGACCACCAAACACCCAGCUUAGGAGAGCUUUAGUUUCUAGGCCAGACUGCCAGACCGUGUGUCCCAAGACAGUCCAGCGCAUGCCAGAGAACUACGUUCCCUGCGUGUUCCUUGGACAGGGUGAGCACGGGAGCAGCUCCAAAUGUCCUGCCAUGGGCUGGGACCGGUCGGCAAUGUUGGACAAGAAGUCGUGCAGGAGUAGCAUUGAGCUGAACAAUAACUCUUACAUCGACAAGGAGCAUCAACAGCGGGCUGAAAUCCACACAAGAAGACCCUCUAAAGAUGUUCAGUUCCACCUGAUGCUCUACAUCCAGAUGCAGCUGUGUGAGCGCUCACUAAAGGACUGGAUCUCUGAGAGGAACUCCGGGCCAAAAGAGGAACACAUCUCAGGAUCUCCUUAUGGUUGUGUUGAUGCUGAACACACGUUAAACUUGCUCAGGAACAUACUUGAAGGGGUGGAAUACAUUCACUCCAGAGGAAUCAUGCACCGAGACUUGAAGCCAAGGAACAUUUUCCUUCGUGGUCAUGAAUGCCAUGUUCGGAUUGGAGACUUUGGUUUGGCAUGUAGGGAUAUGAUAGUAGAUGACCAUAAAAGAACAAUUUCUCCUGGUGAUGAUUUCACCCAUACAACAGGUGUUGGCACAUUUGUGUACGCUGCACCAGAACAACUGAAAGGCUCUCAUUAUGAUUCAAAGUCAGACAUGUACAGCAUUGGGGUUCUGGCUCUUGAGCUGUUCCAGCCCUUCGGGACAGAGAUGGAGCGAGUCCGAACCCUUGGGGACCUAAGAGAAGGGAAGAUUCCAGACUCCUUCUGCCAUAGAUGGCCAGUUCUGACUAAAUACAUCAUGAAGCUGACGAGCAGAGACCCCGGUCUUCGGCCAUCAGCCAACCAGCUCCUAGGAAGUGAAAUGUUCUACAAUAAAGACAUGCUAAUCCACGGUUUACAGAAAAGAGUCGAAGAGCAGGAGGAGGAAAUCAUGCAGCUGAGAAUGCAGAUCAGCCAACUUCAGAACUCAAAAGUCACUGUUAGCUUUACUGAACUGGACCAGACCUGAGCCUUAAAACAUCAGAUUGCCUAAACUUGAUUUAUUGAGCCAACAUUUUACUCUGCUUGCCUUAGUACAAGCGGCUGCUUGUGUAAACAUUUUGUCCUGUACAUUUACAUAUAGUAGUGUUUUAUUUUCAGCAUUUGUUUUCAUCCAGCUGCUAAAUAAAACUUAUGCAGGGGUUCAAAAACACUGA